This is a messenger RNA of Phlebotomus argentipes, 992 nucleotides long. Its product is annotated as distal membrane-arm assembly complex protein 2. NCBI's taxonomy places the organism in Eukaryota, Metazoa, Arthropoda, Insecta, Diptera, Psychodidae. The record is from RefSeq and is a predicted model, not a curated record. Bases 127 to 948 code for a protein of 273 amino acids. The transcript is spliced from 2 exons.
AUAAGGGAAGUUAAAGAAAAAGAUCAUAUGAGUCUCUUUCGCGUCCAGGAAUGGUCCACUCCUUCUGGGAAUCACAAGGGGCGAGCUUGACAUAACCUCAUUUGUCGUGCGGAGUAUUUUGCAGUGAUGCUGAAGAUCUCCAGACUGUGCUCUGUGGCGCCCCGUGGGUGCGUGUUGGGGGUGAAUUUCAGCAAUGAGACCAAAGGGCAGAAGAUUCUGCACGAGGAGAAGAUGAAGAUGGAGAUGGACGCGAAGAGACUUGAUGAGUGGCGAGAGCGACCGCAAGAGAAAGAGUGGAAGAGCAAGUUGUCCGUGUUCAGGGUGGAAAAUGAGGAUCCGGGCUUCAUGACGUUCAUGCAAAAGCCCUGGAGUGUGAGCGGCGUGAUGAGUUGGUACCAGAAGAAGAAGGAACUGGUGCACAAAUUGAGUCAGGACUUCAAUCCGGAGAGGCACACCAAGCUGGGCUCUGAUCUGGCGGCAGCGCACUUCAUCGUGUUCCGGGGAGGGCGAGUGAAGUUUCUCGGCCACAAGGAGUGGAUAGUGAAGGAUGAGGAGGACGAAUUUGGCGACAACUACAAUCUACCCAGAUUUUACGACGAGAAGUACAAACUGGAGGCCAUCGACUGCUCCCGGAUGGUUCUCUACUAUCAGGGAUUGUCGAAUCUGAGGCGACUCUAUUACCUGAAGAGCCUAAGCUUCCGGGAUGUGGAGCUAUUUGAUGACUGGUGUCUCGACAGAGUGUCCGGAAGUGAAUGCGAGAACUUAGAAGAGCUGGAUUUGGUGGGAACAAAGGUCACCGCAAAAUCUCUUCCUGCUCUCUAUCGCAUGCCGCAACUCAAGAGACUCUCAUUGAAUCUUCCUGAAGAGGAAAUGGCAGCAGCUGAGAUGAAGCUUACAGGGGCGAUGCUGCAGGAGAUUUGCCCAGAACUCACAGUCAGUUAUCAGUGAAGGAAGAUUAAUUUACUAGGCUAAAUAAAUUAGGUAACAAAUAA